AUGGUGAAUGGUAGUGAGGGUUUGGCUGAUAGCAGGAGAGGCGAUGCGAAUGGACAAUAUCGAUCAAAUUCAAGAAGGAAGAGAUCCUAUCGGAUUCAACCUAUUACUAGCAAGACCUUAUUCGAGUUCAUCAUCAUCUCUUCCCACGCCGCUGUUUCACUACACUCCCUGGUGAUCCUCUCUUCCAUCAUCAUCUCCGCCAUGCUAGGACUUAUCAAUUACGAGGCGGUGAUCUAUCUGUGGCACGUCGACAAGGUUGACUUCUGCAUUUGCGUAGGCGCAUAUUCGGGAGUUGCCUUCGGUAGCGUUGAAAUUGGAUUAGUCAUCGCGGUUUCAAUCUCCGUGAUGAGGGUUUUGCUCUUCGUUGCGAGGCCAAGGACUACUGUGCUCGGCAGCAUCCCCAACUCGAUGGCAUAUCGAAGAGUCGAUCAGUAUCCUGCGACACAAAGUGUUCUUGGAGUCCUCAUCCUUGGCAUCGAUACUCCAAUAUACUUUGCCAAUGCAAGCUACUUGAGAGAAAGGAUAUCGAGGUGGAUUGAUGAAGGGACAGAGAACCAAGGGGGAGACUUUUUUACAAUAGUUGAUCUGGGACUUGGGUGGUAAUUAGCUCAAAAACAUGAGGUGACC
Zingiber officinale is the source of this 627-nucleotide messenger RNA. RefSeq names its product sulfate transporter 3.1-like. The coding region runs from base 1 to 603 and encodes 200 amino acids. Gene Ontology annotation, cellular component: membrane. The transcript has 4 exons. Lineage: Eukaryota; Viridiplantae; Streptophyta; Magnoliopsida; Zingiberales; Zingiberaceae. The record is from RefSeq and is a predicted model, not a curated record. Gene Ontology annotation, biological process: transmembrane transport.